Molecule: messenger RNA, 1436 nt
Organism: Jaculus jaculus (lesser Egyptian jerboa)
Lineage: Eukaryota; Metazoa; Chordata; Mammalia; Rodentia; Dipodidae
Gene: Mc4r
Product: melanocortin 4 receptor
Exons: 1
Coding region: 164-1162 (332 amino acids)
Biological process (GO): G protein-coupled receptor signaling pathway
Cellular component (GO): membrane
Molecular function (GO): melanocyte-stimulating hormone receptor activity
Source: RefSeq, a predicted model, not a curated record
CGCGCCCGCGCCCGCGGCGCACGUGCCCAGCGCAGCCCGGGAAGUUUCUGACAGAUAAAGCCUGGGAGGAACCCAGCACAGAGCCCCCCGAGCCCGACCCCGACCCUGACCCGGGAGGGAAGGUCGACUCAAAGGGGGAUUUGCAUCCACCUGCCGUCCCACGAUGAACUCCACCCCCCACCACGGGACGCACACUUCCCUCCACCUCUGGAAUCACAGCAGCUUCGCGCUUCACAGCAACUCCAGUGACGCCCUGGGGAAAGGUUCCUCUGACGCGGGGUGCUAUGAACAACUCUUCGUCUCCCCUGAGGUGUUUGUGACUCUGGGCGUCAUCAGCUUGUUGGAGAAUAUCCUCGUGAUCGUGGCCAUCGCCAAGAACAAGAACCUGCACUCGCCCAUGUAUUUCUUCAUCUGCAGCCUGGCCGUGGCCGACAUGCUGGUGAGCGUCUCCAACGGCUCAGAGACCAUCGUCCUCACGCUGUUGAACAGCACCGACCCGGGCGCGCAGAGCUUCACCGUGAACAUUGACAACGUCAUUGACUCUGUGAUCUGCAGCUCUCUCCUCGCCUCCAUCUGCAGCCUGCUCUCCAUUGCCGUAGACAGGUAUUUCACUAUCUUUUACGCCCUCCAGUACCAUAGCAUCAUGACCGUGAAGAGGGUUGGCAUCGUGAUAAGUUGCAUCUGGGCGGCUUGCGCCGUUUCGGGCGUCUUGUUCAUCAUUCACUCGGACAGUAGUGUUGUGAUCAUCUGCCUCAUCACCAUGUUCCUCACCAUGCUUGUCCUCAUGGCCUCUCUCUAUGUCCACAUGUUCCUGAUGGCCAGGCUUCACAUUAAGAGGAUUGCUGUCCUCCCGGGCACGGGUACCAUCCGCCAAGGUGCCAACAUGAAGGGGGCAAUCACCUUGACUAUCCUGAUUGGGGUCUUCGUUGUCUGUUGGGCCCCCUUUUUCCUGCACUUAAUCUUCUACAUCUCCUGUCCCCACAACCCGUACUGUGUGUGCUUCAUGUCUCACUUUAACUUGUACCUCAUACUGAUCAUGUGCAAUGCCAUCAUUGACCCUCUCAUUUACGCACUCCGGAGUCAAGAGCUGAGGAAAACCUUCAAAGAGAUCAUCUGUUGCUAUCCCCUGGGAGGCCUCUGUGACUUGUCUAGCAGAUAUUAAAAGGGGACGGAGGAGAAUCUAUAAACCUGCAGAAGGGACUGUUACUUUCUGGUACAACCUGAACAGUGAACAGCAGCAACUUGUGUGUCUUCUGUGUAGUGCUUUUGAUUGAAAAUAUCUAUUGUAUACAUUUAAGCUGUUGGCUUUUGAUAUGAAGAAGUCCAAACUCAUGUCUAAUGUCAUGCUACUUUUUAGUUGUGAAAUGCUAAUCUGUAUUCUAUAUUGUAGGUACUAGAGAUUUACAGAAUGAAAGAAAUCCUUAUUAAAAGCUUAA